Molecule: messenger RNA, 1101 nt
Organism: Priapulus caudatus
Lineage: Eukaryota; Metazoa; Priapulida; Priapulimorpha; Priapulimorphida; Priapulidae
Exons: 1
Coding region: 1-1101 (366 amino acids)
Biological process (GO): DNA integration
Molecular function (GO): nucleic acid binding
Source: RefSeq, a predicted model, not a curated record
AUGAGGUAUCUUUACGAUGCACAUCAAGGAGUUACAAAAACACGUGAGAAUGCUGCGUCAUUAGUAUGGCGGCCAGGACUAUCACACGACAUCGAUGAAAUGGUUAGGAACUGCAACCUGUGCAGUAAAUACAGGAAAAAGACAAUCGAGCCGAUGAGGGGCACUGCAUUUCCAAAAAGGCCCUGGUCAAGGGUUGGUGCAGACUUCUUCAACCACAAGGGCCACAUGUAUCUACUGGUAAUCGAUUACUUCUCACGUGAUGUCGAGAUAUGCUUGGUAAGCAAGAGUGUGAACACCUCCGAGACCGUGCUGAAGAUGAAAAAGGUGUUCAGUAGACAUGGCAUAUGUGAUACAUUGUUUUCUGACAAUGGACCACAAUUUGACUCAGAUGAGUUCAAGCAGUUUCUUACACAGUGGGGAUGCGAGCACAUCACGUCGUCUCCAGGCUACGCGCAAUCAAACGGCGAGGCUGAGCGAGCUGUUCAGACCGUGAAGUCCAUUUUGAACAAGUGUGAUGACGAAUACCUUGCUCUUCUCAACUACAGGAACACACCUCUCCACAAUGGUUAUUCUCCUGCACAGCUGAGCAUGGGUCGAAAGCUUAGAACACGAAUUCCGUGUCACCCAGAUGAGCUGUUGCCCAAACUGCCAGACUACGUCAGUUUGCAGAAAAGGGAAAUAAUAUACCGAGAGAGAAUCUCCCGCAACUAUGAUCGCAAACACAGAGUUGUGGAAGGUGAGCAACUGUCACCUGGAGAUAAGGUGUGGAUCCCAGAUCAGCAAACCGAAGGCACGGUGGUAAGAAUGCACAGUGCUCCUAGGUCGGUACUGAUACAGACACCCAAGAGCACUGUCAGGCGUAACCGUCGCAUGGCAAGGGGGUUGCUGCCCCCCACAUCCAGUCAAAACAUGCAGCCUCAGUCAAAAUGCAUUGCUGUCCCAACGGAGCUGACCGCACUACCCGAGGGUCCGGGACCGGUGGAAUCGUCAUUGGGUGAACACGUGCCAACCGUUCUCAACGAACAGCCAGAGACACUAUCGGAGCCACGGCGGUCUGAGAGAAUGCGCAGGCCACCACGCAGAUAUGUUGAGGAGUACUAG